GUUACAGAAACAACUACGAUGAAGCGAUCAGAGUAGAUUUUGGGAAGCCAGAUUGUUUUAUCCAUCCGUCUAUGUGUCCUAGCGACCGUAGGACUGGUAGCAGGCGGUGUGUUGGCAGGGCCAUCCUGGCAUUUGAGUCACACUUAUGAAGGGGCAGCCCCCGUUGUCGCCGAGGAGGGGGGCGGAUCUUAGAGGGGUUGUUAGCUAACAUGGCGGUGGUGACAGCUGCGGCGAGAGUCCUGGGAUCAAGUCGAGGCCUGGGCCAGGAUGGCCUACUGCUCUUGCGGCUGCUUGGGGUUCGGGGGCUGGCUAUAUCUCACCCCCAGAGGCAGCAGCAGCACUUCUCGUCCUUGGAUGACAAGCCCCAGUUCCCAGGGGCCUCAGCGGAGUUUAUAGACAAGCUAGAGUUCAUCCAGCCUAAUGUCAUCUCUGGGAUCCCCAUCUACCGCGUCAUGGACCGGCAGGGCCAGAUCAUCAACCCCAGCGAGGACCCCAAUCUGCCCCAGGAGAAGGUGCUCAAGUUCUACAAGAGCAUGACACUGCUCAACACCAUGGACCGCAUCCUCUACGAGUCCCAGCGGCAGGGCCGGAUCUCCUUCUACAUGACCAACUAUGGCGAGGAGGGGACACACGUGGGGAGUGCAGCAGCCCUGGACAACACGGACCUGGUGUUUGGCCAGUACCGGGAGGCAGGUGUGCUGAUGUAUCGGGACUACCCCCUGGAACUGUUCAUGGCCCAGUGCUACGGCAACGUGAGUGACCUGGGCAAGGGGCGCCAGAUGCCCGUCCACUAUGGCUGCAAGGAGCGCCACUUUGUCACCAUCUCCUCUCCACUGGCCACGCAGAUCCCUCAGGGUGAGGAUGCACGCCCUGGGCCUGCGGUGGGGGCGGCCUACGCGGCCAAGCGGGCCAAUGCCAACAGGGUCGUCAUCUGUUACUUUGGUGAGGGGGCGGCCAGUGAGGGAGAUGCCCACGCCGGCUUCAACUUCGCCGCCACCCUCGAGUGCCCCAUCAUCUUCUUCUGCCGGAACAACGGCUAUGCCAUCUCCACACCCACUUCUGAGCAGUACCGCGGGGAUGGCAUCGCGGCUCGAGGCCCCGGGUAUGGCAUCAUGUCAAUCCGCGUGGACGGCAAUGAUGUGUUUGCUGUGUACAACGCCACCAAGGAGGCCCGGCGGCGUGCCGUGGCAGAGAACCAGCCCUUCCUCAUUGAGGCCAUGACCUACAGGAUCGGGCACCAUAGCACCAGUGACGAUAGCUCAGCGUACCGCUCUGUGGACGAGGUCAAUUACUGGGACAAGCAGGACCACCCCAUCUCGCGGCUGAGGCACUACCUGCAGAGCCGUGGCUGGUGGGAUGAUGAGCAGGAGAAGGACUGGAGGAAGCAGUCUCGUAAGAAGGUGAUGGAGGCCUUUGAGCAGGCUGAGCGGAAGCCGAAGCCCAACUUCAGCCUGCUCUUCUCAGAUGUGUAUCAGGAGAUGCCCGCCCAGCUCCGCAAGCAGCAGGAGUCCCUGGCCCGUCACCUCCAGACCUAUGGCGAGCACUACCCCCUGGACCACUUCGAGAAGUGAGGCUUGGGGCUGGCCCGGUGGUGCAGCGAUUAAGUUCGCACGUUCCGCUUUGGCGGCCUGGGGUUUGCCGGUUCGGAUCCCUGGUGUGGACGUAUGCGCUGCUUGUUAAGCCAUGCUGUGGCAGGCA
Messenger RNA from Equus quagga, 1698 nucleotides. RefSeq names its product 2-oxoisovalerate dehydrogenase subunit alpha, mitochondrial. Gene Ontology annotation, biological process: branched-chain amino acid catabolic process. The record is from RefSeq and is a predicted model, not a curated record. NCBI's taxonomy places the organism in Eukaryota, Metazoa, Chordata, Mammalia, Perissodactyla, Equidae. Gene Ontology annotation, molecular function: oxidoreductase activity, acting on the aldehyde or oxo group of donors, disulfide as acceptor. The transcript has 9 exons. Bases 210 to 1571 code for a protein of 453 amino acids.